UCGAUUAGCUAGGUUGGGGCGGCUGAGGUUCCUCUUUCGAGGCUGUCACUAAAAAAUCUCGUGUUGGUUCCUUAUUAAGGAGCCACUUGCUGCUAACCCGGGGCCCAAUACCUACUGUCUCGUAAUAUCGACUUAUCGGUGGCGCCCCGCGAUCCGAGAUCGACUUAUAAAGGACGGUCGACGGGCACCCGAUCGGAAUCUAGACGUCGACUGUUGACGUACCAAGACCCUCCGGAGACACUUGCGACAGCAUCCGGGCAUACACGGUCACGAUGGCGUCCCAACCCGACAGUUUCCCGCAAUUCUCCAAAUUGCCCCUGGAACUGCGGGACAUGAUAUGGGAAUAUGCCCUCCCCGAGCCUAGGGUCUUCGAGGUACUCGAUUCGCCGUGCUCGGCCCAGCCGCAGAAUACGCCUUCGGCUCGCCUCAUGUUCGCCGACGUCCGGAACGAGCCCCCGCCGUCUAUAGCGCGGGUGAGCCGCGACGCUCGGCAAGCCGUGCUGCGCCGCUACAAGCCCAUCGUCUUUUCCGGCACGGUGAAGCACCUGGACCUGUGUCGAGACAUUAUCCUACUCGAUUCGUACCUGCAGGUGAAGAGGCUUCUCAAGGUGAUGCGCCUGCUCAGCCAGAUCGAGUCCAUCCGCCGGAGCGUUACCAAGAUAGCCCUCGGCACGUCGUGGGGCCUCCACACCGGAUUGCACCUGCGGCUGUUCCACCGCUCUGUCCAGACGGGGCGUAACAUGGCCAAGUUCCUCGAGUACGUCAGCAAAUUCCGCCAACUGGAGACCGUCAUCCUCGUCGUGUACCAGCGCUCGGCCUUCAACCUCCGGCUCCGGUGUCCAGACCAGCAGCUCCUACCCUGGCCCCACUACGACCUGUGCGAACCGUAUCACUUCAACUUCAACGUCAACUUCAACUUGGAGAAUUACUGGCUGCGCCGACCCUACCAGAGCAGGCUCGUGCGGUACGACCCCGAGGAAGGCGGCGACAAGGCGACGCAGAGGCCGCCGUCCCAGACGCUCCCAAGGCAUUCGAAACAGUGUGCACACGAUCCGCAACCGCGCAGCUACCAAGUGCACGACCUGAAAGGCACGUUCGAGGGCUGGCUGAGGAAAUUUACCGAAGCUAAAGCGUCAGGGAAGACAUCGUACAAGGUCCCAAGCCUCGAGACGGCCACCCUGACGUGGAUAUACACGGGGGUGAAAAAUGGGAACCUCUACUGAAAGGGGCGAGACUGCGGCAAGGCGUAUCGGAUGAGCGUCGAGACCUCUCUCUUGCCUCUGCGAAGCUCGCCUUGCGAUCUCAGCCCGGUGCUGCGUGAGCGCGCGGCAGUAUCUGCGCGUUUCCGACAUGGGAAGGGGGAAUACAGAUCCCCCAAUGACAGUUUUUGGGAUGUGUCCCACUCCGUCGGUUCUCUAGGCAGGCAACCUUCCUCCGAGUAGAGCCCUCUACCGCUAACGAUAUGUAUCUUAUCGAGGCGGCCAGGAAUGGUCUGGGAACUGCGUG
Molecule: messenger RNA, 1506 nt
Organism: Durotheca rogersii
Lineage: Eukaryota; Fungi; Ascomycota; Sordariomycetes; Xylariales; Xylariaceae
Exons: 1
Coding region: 273-1223 (316 amino acids)
Source: RefSeq, a predicted model, not a curated record